CUAUAUUUAGCUAAACGUCCGGUGUCCUACACAAUUUUAAGAAUGGAGCCGCUGCCUGCCACCUUCUAUGGAGACGUAGAUCAGAAAAACCCAGUGAUAGCAACGUUUGAGAAUGAAAUCAAACAGCUGUUGGGCUUUAUGAGAAAGAUACAGAAAGGGUCAUCUAGGGAGAGCUAUCAGCAGGACUACAGGAGAGGAUCCAGCACAUUGUUUAAUAUUUGGGUAAAGUAUAAACCUCGCCUGCCUGCCAGUUAUUACCAAGAAAAGCUUCUUAAGGUUGGAGACAGUCUUGUUCAGAUGAAAGAAUACCGACUUGCACUCUUUCAGUGCUAUGAACGAUAUCUUGAACAGUUUUGCUCUGCGGACAUUGAUGAUAUUACAGAUGUAAUUCAAUUUAAAUCUACAUUUUUCCCAAAUGGGGUAGAUGAUAAAAUGGCUGAUCUGACGUUUCACGCUUUGCAAGGAAGAUGCAUUUGUAUUUACCAGUUGGUGAAGACAGGCAGUGGCAGCCGUCCAAAUGAAGAGUCAGUGAGAAAAUGCCUGAAAAUACUGUCAUUUCUUCAGCUUAUCAUGCAGGUUGUUCUACCACAAGAGCAUCUCUGCUGGUUGAUAUACAAUGGCACUCUUCACAUAUACACUAUAUGUCGACAUUUAUUGGUCUUGGGACAUUCAUCAAAGGUACUUGAGUUCCUCUUAUGGGCCAGCGUGUGCUUGGAAUCAUCUGUUCCACUUCUGUCUCUCGCCUAUUUACCAUGGAGAACAACACUGUACACUGCUGUUUGUCAGUGCUAUUUCGACAGCCAGGCGGGUGUCCAUGGGGAGGUGUUUGCCCGCCGUGCUCUGAGUAAAAUCAAUGAGCUUAGUCGGCUUCAAAAUAUGAGCGAUACUUCAGACUCUGAGGAGGCAAAAAAAGCUUUUAGAGAAGCCACUUUGAAGAUGGCCGUUAUGAUCUUCAAAAGAGCCGUUUUUGAAUCUAGAAGGAAACCAAAAGGAAUGCUUCGACCAAAGCAAAAUAUAAAUCUAAAAGAUUUAGAAAAGCUUCCUUGGCCUCGUACUAACACGGAGAAGCUACUGUUAGAGAUGUUCAGCAGUGGUGCAGCCCAGUUUCUUGCUAUCCUAGAAGCCCUCUCAGACAGUAACAGACAUGUGUUGCAUGCUGGACCUCCUGUUCCUGAUGAACCGGAGAUACAUGAUGUGAUUGCUGAACUGUUUUUUGCAGGCAUUGAUCUUCUUUCAGGUGGAGGCAAUAAAGCGGAGCGGGGAGCGAUUCCCCAGAGUGACCUAUGUAAGCUUCUUAAACAAUCAUCACUUCUAGAAUUAGCCGUGGAAGAAAAAAAGUAUUUUUCUGCAGAAGCUGUUGUAAAAUUUGCAAAGUUGGCCUUCAGCUACGAGCAGUGGGAUAUUUUUGAUGCCAUUAUAGCACCAUUAUAUGGAUUUGUCAAGGCCGAGAAUAACACAGAAUGGAGAAAAGAAGAACUGGACCUUAAGAUACUUCUCGCAGCGGAGACAUUGUUGUCUGGGAAAAAGCAUAAGCACGGCUUAAAUGUUCAUGAAAGACUAAACAAUCUAGCAGCAACUUGGGAUUCAUUGGGAAUUUUUGAAUUUCAAGAUCUUCAGGAUGGACCUGCAGAUGAGCACGUUAUCUUGGCAGAAACUGUGUUUUUCUGUGAAUGUAACUCUUUCCAGGAUAUUCAGCCUGACAAAGACAUUGUCAUCAAUGUUAUCUUGUUCCUGUGGCAAAAAUGCAAACAUGGAGUGCAGAGAAUCCAAGCUGCCGCAUCUGAGUUGUCAAGAUUUGUCCAUAAAUGUGAAACCAAUAGCAAGUGGAUUUAUAUUCUUUGCCUCAUUUAUGAAGUGAUGCAACACAGCGGUUUCAUUGAUACAGAUGCUGUAGUAAUGGGAGAGGCUGCUUUAAGAUUAGCUGGGAUUUCUGAAAGCAUCGCUGACUCACUACUAAAAUACGGAAUAAAGCCAGAUAAAUCACUUCAAAAAGGAAAUGUGGAUUCAUCUACUCAAAUGCAAAAUUCUAAUAGGCAUGCACUCUUAAAGAAAAACCCAGUCACACAGCUGAUGUUUGCAUAUCAAAUUUUAGAAAAGGCAAUAAAAGGAAUGUCUCUUGCUCGCUCAUCAUGUGCUACUGGAGAUGAAACAUCAGUGGUCGACCACUACAGUUCAUGGCUGAGUGAGAGGAAGCAACAUUUAAAGGACACAGAUGGGGAACAAAAGAACUCGUCUAAAUCACUUGCAAAUACCAUGAUGAUGAUGGAUUUGCAGCUUGAGCUAAUUCUAACUCAACAUCGUGUGUCAGUCAAACUUCUGAAUUUAUUGCAAGGUGAUGCCCGAAAUCUGCGAUCAUCUAAAAGUUUUAUUCAUACAAAAGGAAAUUCUGAGGCAGUUUGUUUCCCAACAGAGUCUGAAUUAAUUGCAAAAAUGAACAAAAACAGGCUGUCUAAAGCCAUAUUUCUGAUGCAGAAGGCUGUGCUGCUUAAUAAUGGACUUGGGAAAAUUUCUCCUAAUCAGCUUUUGGAGGAGUCUGAGAAACUUAUCCAAAGAGCAGAAAUGGAAGAAACUGCAGUUUAUUUAUCUUGUGUUAAACAAUCAGAAUUGUUAACUAGUGGGAAAAAAGUUCCUCCUCCACCCAUUUUGCUUUGCAGAACAGAGAAUUCAAUGAAAUUCAGACCAGCUCCAUUCCAGUCAAUUGUUAAGGUGUCUUGGUACUGUUUAUAUGCACAACGUGUUACAGGUCCAAAUUUAAAAGUGAGAUUGAAUGAUCAUUACCUUCCUGGAACUGGAGAAAAGAUUCCAGCAUGCAGCAGUAAUAUAUUAGAAGUUAAAGGCCUAGAAGCAAAUGAGAAAUACAUAUUUGCCGUAGCAGCAUAUUCAUCAGACGGAAACCUUAUUGGAGAUGCAAUUGGGGAAACAACUAAGCCAAUCCUUGCCUUUCCUCCUCUUUCAAUUCCUGCCACUUGGGCUUACCUUGCACAGAGUUCUUACCACAUUGGCAACUAUAAAGUUGCAGAGAAAUCCAUUUCGAUUUUAUGGAAUUACUUUGUUUUGCCAACUGUUUCCCCACCCUCUGAUGUUGUCAUUGUGUCUGCAAGUAAUGAGACAUAUAUAUCUCAAAAAAGGAUAUGCUCAGAGGUCAUAUCAAUGUGUUCCCCAAUCCUGUUACAGCUUUUUCUUAGGAGUAUUUUUAUAAUCAGUGACAUAAACAUCAAGGAGGGGGCACUGUUUUGCGACUCUAUUUGCAACAAUGAUGUUCUUCAAAAGUUUCAGAGUUGUCGAAUAGCCGAAUGUGAAAGAUUGUUAGUGGCUCUUGAUCUUAGCAUUUUGCUAAAUGAUGUCAACUACUCCCUUCAAGCUGUUGUUCAAUGCUACGGACUGAUCGCUCCAAUAAUCUAUCACAAGAUCCCAUCUGCUCCUGUAGUGCAGGUAAUAAUCAAAUGCUUGGCAGUCCUACAAGAAAUUCCAAAGAGCACAUGGAAUAAAAAGCAGGCUGGCGUUACAGAAGGCGUGCUGCACAUGAUAGCAUGCAUGACUUACUACGCAGUUAAGGUACUUCGUUCAUGGGAUGAAUAUGAAUUAGCAAUUGCAAUAGUUGAAGUUGGAAAACAGUUACUUGACAUUACAGAAAGCACAACAGGCCUUCUCCAGUUUUCUGAGCCAAGAUCAACGGUCGGCAAUGAUACCGUUAAAGCAAUGGAUGCUGGAGAAAAGGAUAAGGUAUCAUUGCUUUUAAAAAAUGCUAAAAAAUCAAUUGUAUCAGAAAGAGUCAAUGAACAUCUGUCUGCACUAGAACACACUCUUCUAACAUUGAAAAACCCCUCACAUAAAUCGGAGCUUACUGGAAAAGAAGAUCCUGCGUUGCUCAGUCAUGUGGUUACCUGUUGGCCACUAAAUGCAGCCUACAAGGAAGUCAUGAAAUUCAAGAAGAGAUCUCGUUUCAUGGAGUUUUUCAGCCUGCUGUUGCAGCGAAUAGUGUGCGAAGAGAAUUUUCAGAAAUCAUUGGAAUGGACGACCAGUGUAUUUGAAUAUUUAAAAAGGAGAGAUGCAACAAAUCUGGGCAAAAGUGCUGCUGCCGAUGAUGCCGAUGUGACAGUAGCAGAUGAUACUUUUAAGAGAUACACAGCAGGACUGGUUAAAUACCAAAAGGAUGAAAAGCUUUCAAAAGCGAAGCAAAUAAAACAGCAUGAGAUCUCAACAAAAAACAAGGAAAGAGUUAAAAAGCAGCAAAAAAUGAAAACUUCAGAACAGCUAAGAAUGUCAGGAGAAGAUCCUGCAAGAACUGCCUUCGCAAAUUUGAUCAAGCUUUUGACCCCUCUUGUAAGUAGAUACAAAAAAAAUAAGCGACAUACUGAAAUCUGCACUGAAGAGAUGCCAUGGAGAUCACAGGUGAACCUACUGCUUGCACUGACCCACUUUAGCCUGUUAAGAAAAAAAAUUGAUGAGCAGCGCAGUGAGAACCUUUCUUCUACUCAAAUCAUUAACAGAUCUCAAGCUGGCUCUGAUGAUGAAGCCUCAGAUGCUAGUAGCUCUAAUGAAGCACAUGAAGGGGCGAUUUUGAUCCAAUCUGUGGGGCGCUCAUUACGCACAGAUACAGAGACUAACAACAACCUGAUGGACUCUAUCACCUCGCUUUUAGCUUCACACCAUGACUCUCUGUCCAAGAAAUUUGAAAAAGGUCCAGAAGAGGGUCAGGAAAUGCUGAUUGACAGAGCGCACAGAGCAUUAAGGCCUAGAACUGCAGAGGGAGAUAAGCCUAGGGAUGUUAUAGCUCGCCUGCACUAUUACACCUUCAGGGAUAAGCUACUCCGAGCCCUUGCAGACAGCAAUUCCCUUGAAGUAGGCCCACGUAGAGAGGCGAUCCAGCAGUUCUUGGCGAAGUUAGAUCUUCCCUCCUUGGACAAUAACUCUAUAGACGACUUGACUGGUCCCUUCACCCUAGAUGAGAUUAAGGCAGCUAUCCUAACUCUGAAACCUCAUAAGGCACCAGGCCCAGAUGGCUUCACAGGCCUAUUUUUUCGCACCUUUUCCCAGACACUGUCACCUUUACUACUUCGGCUUUAUCGUGAGGUGACGAGUGCCGGGGCUUUUCUUCCAGAGUUCUUAGAGGCUAAUAUCUUGACUAUCCCUAAAGAUGGGAAGGAUCCAACACUGUGUGGAAGCUAUCGGCCUAUCUCUCUUAUUAAUGUAGACGUGAAGAUCUACGCUAAGGUCCUGGUGACCAGACUUGGACGACACUUACCCUCGCUGAUCAACUACCAAAUUUUGGAUCCUGAAUUAUUCUCUUUACAUCACGCUGGCACUGUAGUCAUGGUAACAGAAACAAAUGUUAAGGAUGGGCGAAUAUCAAGUCCAGGUCACCUUCAUCCCUCAGUGAAGCUAGCUCUUCCAUUUGAAGGCAAACUAAAUGAUUCAUAUGAUGUUUCAGGACAAACUACAAAAAGAAGUGAUUCUGAUACUCCUAGAACCCAGAUGACAAAUGACUCAGAGACUUCUUCCCAGUCACCAGUGGAACAAGUAAAAAUAAACAUAGCCUCAGGAAUUAUAUUGAAUCAUCUAGGAAAGACUUACAUUCAUCUUAAAAGAGCCAUGGUGCUUGCUCAUCGUGGCAGACACUGGACUUUACUUCAAAAUACCUGCCGCAUUCUUUGGAAUCUCACCCUUGAAUUACAGUUAAUGCUUAAGCAAACUGAUGUCACUCAAGAACAAUUCCCUAUAACCAAGGAUCUACUCAUCAAUGAAAUAUGUAUGCCUUUAUAUUUUGCUGCUGAGUUUAUUCUUGAUAUGAUGGUAAUCCUGCAAAAUAGUGGUUCAAUUCAGAUUCUUGAUUCAGAUGAGAAGUUUAGUGUUCCAAGCUGUAUGGGAAGUAUUGAACUUGAGGAAGGCGGAUCAAGCCUGGCAUUUGAAUACCCGUUUGAUGACAUCACUGUAGUUGAUAUGCGGUGGAUGUGUGAUCUGGUUCUCAAAGCCAUAGAAGUUCUAUAUAAUUUGGAAAGCUGGGAAUCAUUGAUUCACAUAGCAAUACAAUUCAAUUUAAUUACUCAUGAAAGAUACACGGAGCAAGUAACUCCACUCCUGAUUCAUGCACAAAGGGUGCUAAUUACCAAAAUAAAAGAUCUUGUUGGAUCAGAUGUAAUUACACCCUACCUCACCAAAAAUGGAGAUGACCAUAAUGAAAGGGUACAUUGCAGAAAUUACAUUGGAAAGCAGCUUAGUGUUACCACAAUGGCUAAAAAAGGGGUAAAACCUAGAGCCAGUAUAAACCAAAAGGAACAAAUUGUCUAUUCAGCUGAUACCUGGACAAAAGCACUUGUAUGUGUUCCGCUUGAUGUGAUGGACACCUUAACUUGCUUCAGGGAGAGCAUGCAGAAAUCUAAAUAUUCAGCCAGAGCACUGAAACACAGCAGGAAAUUGCUCUCUUUAUUUCUUGCGAACAGUCAAGGACUGCCUAUACAAGAAAGAGUGACCAGUUUGUAUGGGCACUCUGGGAGAGUCAGUUUCACUACAGGAGCUAUGCAAGCACACCAGUCUCUUCCUCCUGACCUUUUAGAAGAAGACUUUCAUUCUGUAUACUCGAUUGAAAGCAAAGCAAUCCCUCCUUCACAACUCUCAGCUGUUAUAGCUUCAUAUGACAGGACUAUUGAAAUACUUCAUUCAAAUAACCAGCAAGGCCUUAAAGCCCAAGCACUGCAUGAGCUUGGUAAUCUUCACCUGUGUGCGGGAAACAAAAGAGCUGCUUUCAAAUGCUGGUGUCAGGCCCUUGAUGAAACGCUCAACAUGUCUGAUGCUCUUAAUUCAUGGCAAGCGCUUGAUAGUUCCCCAGACAGCAUAAGCAAUGGAAGAUCUAAAGAUUACAGUGAGAAAUUUUUGUGCCGGGCGGGAAUUUGGGGCUGUUUGCAGUCUGCCGUCAUCACUGCUAAAAUGUCUCGAUACAUUUUUACAUCCAAUAUAAAUAAGAAAACAGAAUGCUGCAUUCUUUCUGCAAUACUUUUUAAGGCUCUGUUUCGUGCAUCUCUGCCACACCCAAAAGAGGACCUCCAGUUUGCAUUAUAUGACAUUGGAGAAGAUUGUGAAGUGUCCGAACUGGUUCCGGGAAUUGAUCUGUUCUCUGAUCAAUACAGAGCUGAUUUGAACACAGUUGUGGGCAGCUUAUGUUUUCUAAUUUCAGAGUUGCAUUCUGCAACUCAAAAUAUCAUGGUUUUGCCAUUAUUCACAUUGUACCAGUACUUUGUUUCAAUAAUUUGUCGUGACCCUGUCAGAUCCAUCGAAGGAAGGCUCCUUAAGAUUAAAGUUCUUACUGAUCUGCAUUUAUUUACGGAGGCCUUUCAUGAACUUUGUCUACUGACUCGUGGAAGAAGAAUACCCAGAAGAUCACAGAAAGGCUUUAAACUUGAUGGCAAACUGGAGAAAAUUCCAAAAUAUAUUGCGUCAAAGACAAUUCUGUCCAGUGAAAAUUUGCAGGCAUUAGAGGAACUUUUCAACCGAAAGCCAAGUGCAUGCCUACUUUCGGUUUGUGACCACAGACUCGUGAAUAAGGUGAUGCUGGCUAAAAUGUACUUCAUCAUAAAACUGUCUGCAACGAUUAAUGCUAUCCCUGAGACAGUGAUGAAAUCUAGCUAUUCUAUGAGUGUGGAAAACACAACUCUACCAAGCAAGGACUUGAAGACACAUAAAUCAGGUAGGGCAACUAAAGAUUUUCGACAAACUUCUUCCCUGUUUGUCAAAGAACACCUUACAUUUGCAGAACUAAAGGGUAUUCUGCUAAAUGAGGCUGAAGAAAGACUGGACUUCCUUAUUCAAGCUAUACAAAGUAGAAACAAUGCCCAUCUAUUACAGUAUCCAGCUGUGGAAUUGGAAAUGGAAAUUGAAGCAAAACUUUAUCUCUGUGAGAUAGCGCAGCAGAAAUAUCAGUCUGCUUUAAGUGUUGCCUUGGCAUACUCUGCAAUGAGAUCGCUUCAGGAUGCAGAUAUAUUCACCAUGAAACAUCAAAACACGAGAAAGAAUGUUUCUUCCGCACGUAAACAACACCUAAUUACAAAUUUGAGAAUUGUGAACUUGAGCGCAAUUCUUCUUCCAAACCUACCAUGUGAUACAGAGGCCAGAGAACAUAUGAACAUUGGCAUAUGGCUGAGAUGUCGUCUUUCACUAAUCACAGCUGUUAGGUCACAACUGCAUGGUGUAGCUGUCCAAGAAGAGGAAGUCCUAGACAGCUUAAAUAUUAUAACUGAAGGCAUUGCAGAGGCAGAAACAUUCAGUGACAUUGAGAUGCAAGCUCAUCUGAUGUUGCAAGCAGCUUUACUUGAUAUUCAAGAGGGACGUCCAAGGAACAGCAUACGAUUACUUUUGGAGAAUAUUAUCCAUCUACUUGAGGGAAAGAGUUUUACUUCUCCUACAGCUUCUUUAACACUUGCUCAGAGCCUGAUUCUGUUGGCUGAUCUAAUGGAAAUGGAGAAUAAUGAUGAUAACCAGGAGCUUUGUACAAAGCAGCUGGACACCUUAAAGUUAGCUCAUAAACUUAUCAUAAAAGAACUUCUGUCUCUUGGUGAAGCUAUUGAGCAUCAUGUUACAAAUGAGAUUGCAACAGUACCCCUGGCACCUCUGAGAAAUAUUUAUCUGCCACAUAUCAAUUUACUGGCUGAAGUCAAACGGAGAAUUGGACAUGUUCUUUCUUUAAAAGUAUGUUCUUUAUCUAACUUUAACAUGGAUCCAUCUCCUUGGCUGCCAAGUCUUAAUCUACAUACAACUGCCUUAGAACUCAGCAGAAUGUCUGCAUUCCGAGAGUAUAAUGUGGAAGCCGAACUUCUUUUCCAGAAAGGUAAGAUAGAGCGCCAGAUGUUUAUGUCAGGAGACCAUGCAAAGUGCUUGGCCAUCAAAACCUUUGCAGAAGCCAUCAAACUGAGCCUUAAUUAUAAUCAUAACCUUGGCUUAAUAAGAAAAUGCUAUCUGGAGAUAUCACUCCUGUAUUUUCACUUGGCAAGCUUGGAUCAAAAUAAGACAUCUGGUAUGGAAUGUCCAACAGUGGAAGAGCAAAAAAUUGCAGCAUCAAAAGGAAAGGUGGACAAUGUAAAGGAUACAAAUGGCACUGGGAGAAGACUGAAAGACAGAGAAUGCUACAGUAUACUUGCAUGGAUUGCAAUAAGAGCUGCCACACAGGUGGGCAGCGCAAUACUCGCUUAUAAAGUGUUAGUUGGUCAGAACGUUGAUACUUUACAAAAUCUUGAUGAGAACUUAUACAGUCAGAUUCCAAUAUUUGCCAGCGCGGAUCUUCUAGCAAAGUACAAGAAUUAUUUAAAAGGAGAAGGACAAGAAAAUGAUCUCAGCAACCUUCCUUUAGAAAUGCCAUCAUGGGUGCAUCUAAUCCGCUAUCAUAACCAUCUAUUGCGGCUGAUAAACGUGAUUCAUCUGACUGGUUUCCCAAAGACAAUGCAUGAAAAACUGUCUUCCACUGAUAAGAAGAGUGCUUCUAUGCUCAGCAAUGGGCUCUCACUACGGUUUUCAGUAAUGCACCUGUUUCUGAAGAAACAUCUAUGUCAUUAUUCUGCUUGUUGUGCAAAUGAAUUUCCACAAGAACUUCUCAAGGGGGUGGACUUACAAUCUGAGUCCCACAAGAUAUUUUUCGAAAGUAACCAACGUCAAGAAAAGGCACUAUCACCAAAAAAAGUCAGUCUUUCAGUAGAAAGCAAAGCAGAAGCUCAGCAUGAAUUUGUAGCAAUGAAAUCUUUGGACAAGGAGCUUUGUGUGCAGUGGUAUCGCCCUUCAUUAGAAAGAGGGUCAGAAAACAGAGAACUAACGGUGAUGCUAAUAUAUGCAUACAAUAAAAACAAAAUUGAUGUUAAAAAUACUACAAGCUGUGACCCAGACAACAUAUUUUGUGGGCACAAGUGGAUCCCUCUUUCACGAGUUGUCUCACUGCAUGAGAAGCUUUCUGUUUUAAAACAGAAAGCUGAAAUCUCUCUGCAGUAUAUGACGGAUUCCUCAGUAACUGAACAUGGUGAAAAACAGAAGCGAUCAACUCAGAAUGCAAAAAAUAAAGCUGACCAAAAAAACUACUUUACUGAGGAACUACAGGAAGUUAUUAUGAAGCAUUGCUGUGAGGUGCAAUAUUUGCUGAAUUCUCAAGAUCCACAGCCAUUAGUGAAGGCUCCAUUUGACAUCACUUUGCCAUCAUUAAUCAGGCUGGAGACAUUUUUUGACCUGACUCAUGGCUGUAUGUUAAUGAAAGGAAGUCUUUUAGAUUGGAUAGUUUCACUGCUUAUCUAA
This is a messenger RNA of Bombina bombina (fire-bellied toad), 10263 nucleotides long. RefSeq names its product cilia and flagella associated protein 54 (gene CFAP54). The transcript has 75 exons. Gene Ontology annotation, biological process: cilium assembly. Lineage: Eukaryota; Metazoa; Chordata; Amphibia; Anura; Bombinatoridae. The record is from RefSeq and is a predicted model, not a curated record. Bases 43 to 10263 code for a protein of 3406 amino acids.